Molecule: messenger RNA, 1507 nt
Organism: Punica granatum (pomegranate)
Lineage: Eukaryota; Viridiplantae; Streptophyta; Magnoliopsida; Myrtales; Lythraceae
Source: RefSeq, a predicted model, not a curated record
AACAAUUUCACCGUUCAAAAAAAAAAAAAAAAAAGAAGCACCAUUAUUGUUCUUCCCUUCUUCUUCUUCUUCUUCUUCGUCUUCCUCCUCUUCAUUCUCUCUCUCUCUCUCUCUCUCUUUUUUCCUUGAUUGGGGGGUUUCUCUCUCUUCUCGGAACCCUGUGAGACCUGGAUUUGUGCCGUUGUGAGGGCCAGGUCUUGAAGGCCUCCGACCGCCCGUCAGAUCUCCUCCUCCCCUCAGCUUAGCCUGCCGGCCCGGGGAAAGGAGCAUCAUCCGCCAUUGCCGAAUCCCGUUAGCUCGUUUCUCUCCCCGGUGGCAGCGUUCUCGAUCGGCAGCUCAUUUCCAAAAUGAACGACCUUCUCUCGGAAUCCUUUGAGAUCCCUCGGGGUCAAGCUUCUAGAGGUGGAGAUAUUGAAUUAGGCAUGCAUGCCCCAAUGAACUCAGGGGAGCUUGGUUUAGAAAGCUUCUUUAAGAAGGUCACAGAAAUUGAAAAACAAAUAGGGAAGUUGAAUAACUUGCUAAAGAAAUUACAGGAUGCACAUGAGGAUUCAAAAGCAAUAACCAAAGCUGCUGCCAUGAAAGCAAUCAAGCAGCGUAUGGAGAAAGAAGUUGAUGAGGUUGGAAAGGUUGCUCGCUCUAUAAAAUCUAAGAUUGAAGAGAUUGAUAGAGAGAAUUUGACAAAUAGGCAGAAACCUGGCUGUGGGAAAGGUACUGCUGUAGAUCGAUCCAGGACUGCAACAACAAUUGCCUUGAAGAAAAAGUUCAAAGACAAGAUGGCUGAAUUUCAGGUCCUUAGGGAAAAUAUACAGCAAGAAAAUAGGGAGGUCGUUGAAAGGCGUGUAUAUACAGUGACGGGAACCAGAGCCGAUGAAGAGACAAUUGAUAGACUAAUCGAGACUGGAGAUAGUGAACAAAUUUUCCAGAAGGCUAUUCAGGAGCAAGGGCGAGGCCAGAUUAUGGAUACUGUGGCGGAAAUCCAAGAGCGCCAUGAUGCAGUGAGAGACCUAGAGAGGAAGCUUCUUGGUUUGCAACAGAUAUUUCUGGAUAUGGCCGUGUUGGUGGAUGCUCAAGGAGACAUGCUUGACAACAUCGAAACACAGGUAUCCAGUGCAGUCGAUCAUGUUCAAAGCGGGAACACAGCUCUUCAAAGGGCGAAGAGCCUGCAGAAGAACUCGAGGAAGUGGAUGUGCAUAGCAAUCAUCAUCCUUCUCAUAAUUGUGGUGAUCAUCGUCGUUGCAGUGCUGAAGCCAUGGAAUAACAAUAAGGGCGCAUAAACAAAGCUUCUGCUGGCUAGUCAAUGUAUUAUAAAUAGAAGAGCGACAUGCGAUUGAUAUUUGAUUCUCGAUGCAGUAACUCGUGUCGAUAUUUGCACCGUCAUGGAAAGACAUUUACUUGUUCAUAUUGGUGUGUUGUCCCAGUGUUCUUGAACGCAGAUUCUUUGGUAUGUGAUUUGGCGUGUAACCCAACUUCUUUGAAAUUAAAUUACAUAUAUGUAUUCUUUGCAGGU